This is a messenger RNA of Linum tenue, 2526 nucleotides long. The record is from the annotation of a GenBank genome assembly. NCBI's taxonomy places the organism in Eukaryota, Viridiplantae, Streptophyta, Magnoliopsida, Malpighiales, Linaceae.
AUGAACCGGAAUCUGGGUCUUGGUUUCUUCGUCUUGCUGUCGUUUCUCAGCAGCUCCGUCGUCAAUUCCCAAUGUAACCGGGGCUGCGAUUUGGCGUUGGCUUCCUACUACGUCUGGGAAGGCAGCAAUUUGACCUACAUCCUCCAGCUGAUGAAAUCCAACAUUCUUCGGGAGACCGACUUCGACGCCCUGCUGAGCUACAACAGGCAGAUACCCAACAAGGACAGCGUUCAGCAGGACACACGGAUCAACGUCCCUUUCCCUUGCGAAUGCAUCAACGGGCAGCUCCUGGGCCACGUUUUCCUCUACCCGACGGUCACCGGGGACACCUACGACCUGAUCGCCGGCAGGAAUUACGCGAAUUUGACCACCGUUGACUGGCUCCGGAGGUUCAAUUCCUACCCUCCCAACAAUAUCCCUGAUAGGAACGCCGUGGGGGAUACUUUGGAAUCGAUUGCCCGGGGAAGUAAUGUGUCGGCGGAUUUGCUGCAGCGCUAUAAUGCUGGUGCCAAUUUCAGUAGCGGGAGGGAUUUGGUUUUUGUUCCAGGCAGAGAUGCAAGCAAUAGCUACCGCCCCUUGAAUUCAAGCUCUUCUGGUGGCAUAUCUGGGGGAUUGAUAGCUGGCAUAUCAAUAGCAGCUGUAGCUGUGGUCUUGUUGUUGGCUGUUUGUGUAUAUGUCAAGUUCUACAGGAAGAAGAAGAAGGUGGCAGGGACCGUACAGUUGCCAGCUUUAUCACUAGGCUACUCUGCCCAAGGCAAGCUAGUAAUUUUUAGCUUUCAAAGUCGUCCUGGAGCUCACUCAGAUAAGCCACUCGAAUCACCUAGUGGGGCGGCAUCUGGAGGACUUACCGGCAUUACUGUGGACAAAUCAGUGGAAUUCUCAUAUGAAGAACUAGCAAAGGCUACCGAUGACUUCAGUUUGGCCAAUAAGAUUGGUGCAGGUGGCUUUGGAACUGUUUACUAUGCAGAAUUAAGGGGCGAGAAAGCUGCAAUCAAGAAGAUGGACAUGCAAGCAUCAAAGGAAUUUUUUGCUGAGCUCAAGGUUUUAAACACAUGUUCAUCACCUGAACCUGGUAAAUCUCUUUCUUUCAGUUACUGGAACCUUAGUUUGUCCCGUCUGAUUGGAUACUGUGUGGAGGGAUCUCUUUUCCUGGUAUAUGAGUUCAUAGAGAAUGGAAACUUGUCUCAACAUUUGCGUAGCACUGGUGAAGAGGGAGCCACCAACGUGGCCUGGCAGAGUGCAAAUUGCACUCGAUUUCUGCUAGAGGCCUUGAGUAUAUCCACGAGCAUACUGUUCCCGGUAUACAUUCACCGAGAUAUCAAGUCUGCAAAUAUAUUGAUCGACAAGAACUACAGAGCAAAGGUAGCAGAUUUUGGAUUGACGAAACUUACCGAGGUUGGAAGUACCUCGCUCCCCACACGUCUGGUUGGUAACAUUCGGAUACAUGCCUCCAGAGUAAGUUCCGGGUAAUAUGCUCAAUAUGGUGAUGUUUCCCCAAAAGUGGACGUAUAUGCAUUUGGAGUUGUACUAUAUGAGCUUAUUUCAGCCAAGGAAGCCAUUGUUAAGCCCAAUGGAUCCAAUACGGAAUCUAGAGGACUUGUGGCAUUGUUUGAGGAUGUCCUAGACCACCCUGAUCCACAAGAAGAUAUCCGAAAACUGGUCGAUCCAAGGCUGGGCGAUAAACUAUCCACUCGAUUCAGUUCGAAAGAUGGCCCAAACUUGCCAAGGCUUGCACGCAAGAGAACCCCCAACUACGUCGAGCAUGAGAUCCAUUGUUGUAGCUCUAAUGACGCUGUCAUCCUCGACAGAAGAUUGGGAUGUUGGCUCCUUCUACGAUACCAAAGCUCUUGUCAAUCUGAUGUCAGGAAGAUGAGAAGUGGGAAGAGAGUAAUUCUCUCUCCCACCCUCGUCUCAUCCCUUCUUGAAUCGUGUGAAUAGUACACAGAUAUUAUUGGGGUUUCUCUCGGGUCAUAGGUCGUAUACCUCCCAUCUUUGUUGUUUUUCUCUGUAAAUGUCAUUGUGUAGCAGCAGCAGCAGCUGAAGCGAAUUCACGGGGGGUGGGGGGUGGAAAUUCAAGUCUUCAGGAAUUUGUAGCAGCAAGAUCGUUUCUUGAUUUGAAUGGAUCAACUAGAAAGAGAAAAGAUCUUUCUUUGGCUUGAGGCAAGGGGAUAGGUUUGGGAAAAUGGUCCCUCCCUAACAGACGACAGUUGCUUUCUAGGAACUUGAAAUGUUUGACACAACUUGAGAUAUUGGCUGACGAAGGAAAGCCGCUACCUCCUGCGGUUUCUUGGGUGUCAAGUUUCUGUGUGUGAAGUGGCGUGAAUGGAAAAGUUAAAAGGUUGACUUUUGAUCAAAAGCGGUUGCCUUUGUUGAAUUUUGAUUGUGGGGUGGCCUUUCUAAACAGUAAAACUGUAUCUUACCUUGCCGCGGAUCGGAUAUGGUUCUCCCACCUACUGUUGGGAGGACGUUUUUUUCAGCGGAGAAUAUGAUAUUUGUGUAAUGAUAUUAUAGUAUACGAUUUACAGG